AGAGAAGUGAGUAAAUUAUGUGGCAGUGAGUGAUACUGGUUGAGUGAGGAGGAAGUCUCUCACUCUUACACACACACAUGCAGGUGAUCAGUCUAGCCACAGAGUGAAAAUACCACCGAGGAGCAGCAUGUCUAUAAACGGGUCAAAGUUAUUGUUCGAGGGCUUUCUGCAGAAAAGAAAAGAUACAAUGGUGAGUUGUGUUUCUGCAGCUUUCAUUUCAUUCAGUUUUGCAGUAAAAGAGUUUUUGGUUGAUUAAUUUUUUUAAUUCUUAGAAAAUCAGGUGGACGACUUAUUGGUUCAGGCUCCAAAACACGACCUUAUUCUUCUAUACGAAGGAAAACUGCAGUGCUGUGAGUGAACACUCCAAAGUUUCAUUCUCUGCUCUGAAACAGUCCGCUAAAGGAUGGUUUACAUAACUCUUAGAAGGUUAAAUCCAUGUUUUUUCUCUUUACAGUCACACCUAAGAGGAUAUUACUACAUCUACACAGUGAGUUCUCUACCUUUUAUUAUUUCUAAAGUAUGAAAAAUAUCUGAAUACCUGUGUGGACUGAGGUAACUGGACUCAAUUAUCCUAAAUCUGUAGUUUUUUCCUUCGACUCUUCUUCAUCUCUGAGGAAAUAGUUUAAUUUAUCAUAUUUUUUAGCUCCAAUCCUCCUUUAAUGCUUAUCACAGCCGGACCUGUUAGACUCAUACAAGAGGCAAGUUUAGUUAUGUAGGAAAUCCUAGGAGAAAUGGAAAUAAAGGACAUAAAAAAUGUGUAAAAAUUGACUUUUAAAAAUCAAUAAUACAGACCGUCAUCUCCCAAAGAGAAGAUGAGAUGAAAACAAAAGUUUAAACAUGAUUGGACAAGUUAAGAGUUGCAGCAAUUCUUUAUGUAAGUUAAGCUCUCACAAACAGACAGCAUAAACACUGUGAUCUGGAUUAAUGUUAUUUUUCACUUUUUUAUGUUACAUAUUUUUACCUGUAAUUGUUAAACCAUUAUUCAACAAUUAUUAACCAGACUCCCUCUUAAACUUUUAACCCAAGGACAUUUCCUGAUACACCAAGUUAUACCUACAAAUUACUUUUUAAAUUCACCACAGAGGACGUACAUGUACACAUCAGUCCCAAGUAUUCAUGGUUAUCUUAUCUGGUAACAUGUUUGACAUGAUUUUUAAUAAACUUAGACAACAUAUCAGUCAUAUCAGAUUGUGGGAAGAUGCAGAUGCUGAUAACUAGAAAUGCCCUAAAUGGUCUGUCUCUGGGUCAAAGGUUAAAGGUGUCCACAUAUGCUCAGGCAGGUUCUUGAAGUUUCUGAAAGCAGGUCACAGGUCUUCGCUGUUGUUUGGUUGCUUGUGACAAAGAUAUUUCUGAAGUUAACAGGAAGGGGCUGAAGAACGGGGACAGUUGCAUGAAAGAUAGACAGUUCAGUAUUUCUCAUUGAGUUUAGAGGAAAUGCCACCUGCCUGAUAGGCAAAGAGCGAUGAUUUGGAGAACAGAGAACAAUGAGGAGUUAUAACAAAAGAAAAAAUAUAUAUAUAUAAAUAUAUGUGUGUGUAUGUAAACAAAUUGAUAUUUGCAUUUAUUUAUAUAAUAAUGCAGAAAACAACAGCAGAUAAAUUCUUUUAGACUGUGUUUAAUCAUUAUAGAAUAGAGUUUUAACCUGGAAGUGAAAAUAAGUCACGGUGCCAGUUCUGAAUCACUUCGUGUUCUUCCCUGCAUUGUCUGUAUGGUACAGGAAAAAAUGAUCCCAUACAUUUAGUUUGGGUUUUCAUUCUGAUACGUGCAUCUAUGCAACAGCCUUUACAUUUAAGGAAAUAUACUCUGAAAUGACCAUUUUGAAUAGCAUUAGUAAUGGACAUAAAGUAAUAAAAUACCUUACUGUUGUACUGUCACAUCUAUUUCCAUGGAAAGAAAUUACUACUGACUAAAGAUCAUUGAUUAAAGCAGGUGUGUAUCUGUUUAUCCACCUGUUGGAUCAGGUUCAGUCAAUACGAGAGGUCCAGAGGGAGGAAAGCAAGCGCUUCAUGUUUGAGAUCAUCAUGACGAACGGAAAAAGAAAAAUGUUGGUGAGUCAGGGAUGUGGUUUUCAAGUUUGCCAGUUUACAUUUGCAGGCUCAGAUUGUUGCAGGGUCUGUCAAUCAUGCACCCUAACCUAUUAAUGUGUGUGGGCAUGUGCAGGCCGCUGAGACAGCAGCUCUCAGGCAAGAGUGGUUAGAUCAUCUCUGGCAAGCCAUGCAGCUGUCUACGUCAGGGUUCUCAGACUCCAGAAACACGCAGUGAGUAACAGGAUUUUCCUUUAAUGACAGAUCUGAACUUGGAUUUUCUUUAUCUACAUUUUGGUCUGCUGGAUUCUGACUCUUUGGAGGUUUUUAACUGAUUUUGUUUUAGCUCCUCCAGUCUUGAUGAGUAUUAUCGAGAUAGGAUGAAUAGCAUCGUCCCUGUCAGCACAAGUGAGAGUAUGAUGGAUUCUCUGCCUCCUCGGCCCCUCUCUGCACCACCAGUCCACAUCCACCAUGACAUCAGGAGCAUCACCCCCCCAGCCUGCCUCCCUGAGAACCCUGACAAUGAAGAGCCAACGUACCAAAAUUUUCAGCUAACCUGCAGCUUUCAGAAACAAACAGGUAAACAUUCAUUGGUUUUUAGAGUUGUAAAUAAUCUGAAUUGUGCUGCACCUUGCAUAAAGUCAACAUCUGUUUUCAGGUGACAGUCCCAGUCCUCAGUGGUCAGAUGGGACAAUGCAGCAAUUCAGCAAUGCAGGAGCAAAACCAGAAGGAGACUAUGACGUUUUACCAAUUAGAAAACGUAAGUAUAUCAUCUUAAUUUCUUGUAGUAUCAAACACAGCCUGAUAAAAGUUAAAUAUCCAAACUGGCCUGAGCAUGUAUUAUGCUUUGUCUCUUCAGCGGUGUGUGAAGUCAGCCGUGUAACUGAGACAGAGGAGAGUGUGUAUGAUGUUCCUACUUCCAGUAGACGGACUGAUGAGGAUACAGGUAAAGUUAAUCAUUAUUAUAACAGCAGUAGCUCUGUUGGAUCUACCUGAUAUUUAUGAAAUUAUUUUUUUCUUCCACAUUAAAUUUUACAGAAAACAUCUAUGAUGUCCCAAGCUCUUUACUGAGGAAGGUGUCUGAUUACUCUCCAGGUAAAUUCUCCUCAUGUAUCCUGUCAGCUCCUAAGUAGAACUACUUAGUUCAAUAAAACAAAGCAGUCUAUGCUAAAAAUACUGGACUUUUAUAAAGUAUGAACGCAGCUUCAAUGCAAGUACAAAUUAGAGGAAGAGACCGGAAGUCGUGCAGCUUUGGUUAACCAUAAAGCUUCUCUGAAAUUUCACCCUUUUACUGUGGUUUUUGUUGUUUUUACGGUUUCUAGGUCACGAUUGUACAACAGUUUGAUAAACUUUGGUUACUAGAUUAGACUGGAUAAGUUAUUGGUAGGAUAUGUUUGUCAUUUGAUAUAAGAACUACAACUCAAGUGUAAAAUCAGAGUAUCCUCAGCAGCUUGCUUACACUAGUUUCCAGUUGUUCCUAAAAUAUUUAAAUUAAGCUUUAAUGCUUUUUAAUUUCCUGCCCUAGACUAGUAAAAUCGUGAAGUCCUGUCCUGUAAUCGUGUGAAUAAAAGGUUUGCUGUUCGAGUGAGAGGUGACCAGAUGCAGCGCAAGAUGGCGGACCCAAAGAUAGAAAACCACAUUUACAAAACGCAAUAAGUUCCUCCGAUUGGCGGACCCAAAACAAUUACUUCCGGUGGAAAGGCUUUCUCGUUGGCGGACUUCCGGCGCCGAAAUACUUCAGGUAGUCGGAUUUAGUCGCCGGAUCCUUUUUUUUUUGCUCCGUUCAUUCCAUAAGAAUCGAAUUAAAUUUAUUAUUGAGCUAAAAAUCAAAAUAAAACGUUUAUGUAUUAAUUAUGACUACUGUUUUGUUCUGAUUUAAUUCUGAAGUUUACAGUAAUAUGUAUAUAUAGCCUGAUGUCCUCAUAUUCUGAUAAUUUGUCAGAAUAGGUAAAUGUAUGUAGAAGUUAUCAUCUUACUCAAAUUCUUUUGUAAGAGUUUGCUACAAGUAUGGACUGUUUUAACCUCUCGUUACACAUCAUAUAACAGUGUUUUCUAACUUUUCUCUCCAAUAGCUUUAUUACACAGCACAUCAAUGUUUCUUAACUUCUCUGUGACCUUGUUUCUCCACUCCUAUUAGGACCUCGUUUAAUGUCAACAAUGUUGCCCUGACCCUCACAUAUUUUCUGUUGUUCAUAAUUAUGUUUUAUGAGAGUGCUUAUGUUGCUGCACAAAUUUACUCCCCCCAUCCUUUAGUAACAUUGUGUAACCAGGGACAUAAUUUAUGAAAUGGUGUGCUUCCUGGUGAACCUCUUCAGGAUUGCUUGACUGUGCAAAAUCCAAGUAUACAAUAGUUGUAGAGACACAAGUCACAUGAUCUCUUUAAGGUUCAGAAGAGCCAUAUAGCAAAAACAAUUGAAUAGCGAUAUCAUUACAGACUGUGUAAAGAAAUGGGAAAUUGUCAUACAACUGCUUUGAAGAUUUCUUUAAUUUUUUCCAAACAAAAUUGUGAACAGUAAAAAAAAAUAUAUAUAUACAAAAUUCAGCACUGCCGUCGGUGUGGUGGGGGGCUUAAAACACGUUGCCACAGGCCAUCAUCAGCUCUGCUCUGAACCGGUUGAUGCCAUGCUCCUUCAGUGCUUUGAUCAAAAGCUGAAAAACAGUCAAAUAAUGUGAACAAUUGAAGUUAUGCAGUAUGGGUUAAUUGUUGUUCUUGAGCUUUCCAAAUGAAUAAGAACAACCUCUUAACAAUAUCAUCAUUUUUCAAAGCAAGCUAUAUAGUUUGAUCUACUCACCUCUGGGAGCAUGACGUCAAAAACGAAAUCAAGCAGAUGAAUCUCGCCUCUCUUUAUUUUUUUAGAAAUGUUUGUUGCCACCUCAAUGAACCGCAGGAGCUCGAACAUCUAUUGAAGAAAAACACAGAAAGUAAACACCUUUCAAAUGUAACACCCCUGAGAGUAAAAAUACUCAUGAUGGAUGGCAUUUUUACUUACGCGCUGCUCACUCCAACUUAGUGUCCUUAUCUUAAGAUGCUGCUUUAGUCGGAGUGAGGUGGCGGGAUUCCUCCAAAGGAACAUUCUGUUGGAGCGGAUCUUUCCAGACAGUAGAUCAUCGUGUAAUGUCUGAAACCAAAGAGCAAGAGACAAAAAUGUAAUCAUCUGAAAAAGAAACAGUGGCUUUAACAACUGAUAGUGCAUUCAAAAGCAACCUUGAUCUGUGUCUUAGAAAAGACAGCAUGAAUUCCUCAACUGUCAACAGCAUCCUUGAUCCUGCAGAGAAAUAAGAAAAGAGCAAGCCCUCAUUUUUUCAUCCUUUGAGCCUCGUAUUUUUGACUGAUACUAUGUUUCCUUGAUAAAUUAUGUUAUACCGAGGAUGCUCAAUGGAGUCCUCGCACCCGCAGUCAAACGGCUCCAUUUCAAUCCCAGCACAAUCCUGAUGCAGCCAGCCCCUGCACGUCUUGCACUGGACCCAUUUUAUGACGUUUACCUCAGGGUAAAGCAAUCUGAUCAAAUGAGAGACAAACAUAAUAUCAAACAAACACGCUGUCCAAUUGAUUAUACCUCUGCAGCACAUUUGAAUGUAUAAAUAAUUUUCCUGCAUGAUUCGUGCAUUUAAACUAUAUGUAAAAGUGGUCACUUCAUGGAAAAUCACUGAAUAGGCCCCGAUAAUUGCAUUUAUUAAAUUGAGUCUGCAACACACCUCUCUCCUGUGUUGUUCGAUGUCUGGUAGACACAGAAUUGCAUUGAAUCUGCCAUGCACAUUCUUUGGACAUCCGAUACCGUCUGCGUCAUGGUUUCCUUGACAAGGCAAUUUGAAAAGUAACAUCAAUUACCAAAUACAUCGAGACAAUGUUGAUCCAUACAACUGUGUGCAUUUUGAAGGACUCCCACUGAGAUAAUACUGUUUUUACAAGGCAAUUUCCUAACCUCUGUGUCCUGCUGCUCUGCCUUCCUCUUUAGACUGAAGACCGGAGUAUGCUUUCCAGCAAUGAGCUCUUGACAUUCUUUGGUCCAGUGGGCGAAGAUUUUCCCACAACUGUAAUGACAAUAUGUCUUUAAGUACAAUAUAUUGAUUGUCUUCCAGUUAAUUAGGACAUCUAGUUUACUUAAACUGUCUACCUGUUCAAAGAAUUGUUCUCCAGGAGCAACAGGCACCACCAUCGCCGCCAAACAGGCAUGUCAUGCUGAAAUUGUUGUUUGUAUUUCAUUUUAGUGCACAAUACAAAAUACAAUCUUGAGGAUGACACUGCGUGUUGAAAAGUACUUACAACUGAGUAGUCAAACUGUGACUCCAUAACGAUGUACAUGGCAGACUUUAAAAAAAAAUUAUGAGACAACAUGUGAGAUAACUUUAAAAAAGUCCAUGUUGGAAAGUUAUUCUAGAUACAAUAUUUGUGCAUUACAGCUCGUUAUGACCUACCAUCAACAUGAAUAUGCCACAGUCUGAGCCGAAGUCCUGGCUGGGGAAGCCCUGAUUUAACAAAAGCAAACGUUAAUCAUCUUGUCACAUACACUUUGUAGGAGCCAGAUUGGGGUUUUGCAGUUUAUUGUUAUGUAUUUUUUGUGCCAGCAGAUGGUGCUAUUGUGCCCGUCUAUUUAAUGGGUGGGUUGAUUAGGAGAGGUGCGCACAUAAAAUGAUGAAUGAGUAAAUAAAUCAAAACAACAGAAAAUGUGUGUGACAUGUGACAUUAUUCCACCUGCGGGCACGCAUCAACUCAAGCAAAAAGGUGUUCGCCACAAGUAACAGCAUUGGAAAGCUGUUAUACACUUUUCAACUGUAAUAUAGAGCAUGCACAAAUACCUCCAAAUCUCUGCCCGUUUUCUCAGUCCAUUGCCCAGGACAUAUCUUCUGCGCAAUGUUCCUGUUAAUUUGAGAGCGUCACUUAGAUUUCCCAUGAUGGAAACAAUGGAAUGCAGGGUUAGGGUUAGUUUGAGUGGUCGGAGGUGAGAUUGAAUGAAUGCGGACGGCUUGCUUCUUUUCAAACUUCCUGAGAGUUCUUCUUCUUCUGUAAAUUUUGCCGUCAGAAAGUGUAGGUACAUACCGCCACCUACUGUUCUGGCAUCGCAAAGCAGAAGUUCAAAGUUCAUGUUUUGGGUCCGCCAAUCGGAGGUAAUGCGGAAACUUAUUGCGUUUUGUAAAUGUGGUUUUUUAUCUUUGGGUCCGCCAUCUUGGCGCUGCAUCUGGGUACUCUUGGUUCGAGUGGUCAAUGAAACCUGUUCAGCAACGGCAUCACGGACGCCAAAAAAAUCAACCGUUAUUGUUGUUGAUAAAUCUACAGAUCGUAAAAUUAAAGAGUAAAAUCGACAUACUCAACACGACAACGUUAAUUAUCAUAAUUUUAUAUUGUAAUCGUUCAUGUUGGUUACAUGGCGAACGUUAAACUACGUCGUAUUAUCUGCGCUCCUGAAGACGUUUGCUAUUUAAGCUAGCUACACACUGUCAGUUACAUAUUAACGCACGGUAUUAAUGUGAAACUGGAUUCCACAGGCGGCGCCAUUUUUAAAACUUAAACAGUCACGUCCCAACUUUGGAAGAAGGUGUUUGUCGUCUUUGUCCGUCCCAGUCCUGUUCUCAAUGGGUUUUUAUUAACAUGUCUUUAAAAGUGGGGAUUUUUAUCCCUUUUAUCCCAAAAUAUCUGAUUUUAUUAACACCCUUUUCCUUUUUUUGUGGUUGCAGAGGAGCAGCUGUCAGCAGAAGCUUACUGGAGGAUAUGAAGUCAAGUCAGUCUCUUCUUAUGAGUUUUUUUUUUUUUACUGUUUAAUAUCAGCAUAUUUAAGCUUAACUCUCUCUCAGGUGUACAAAAAAAAAAAUUACAGUGUGAUAUUGUUGUUACCGUUGCUCUGCUUCGGUGUUAGGAACAUUAUUUAUGACCACAAGAGGCAGAUUUUAUUUUAGUAUUUAUUUUAGCUCCUCUUUUUGCACAACAAAGAACCACAUAGACAUUUAUUAUUAGAGGACGUUCAUGUUAGAGAACACUGUACAGAAAUGACUACAUUAUACAGACAGGGUCACAUUAUGUUUCACAGGAAUAAAUGCCUUAUUAAAUGUCACCUCCUCCACAGCUUUCAGGUAUACACCGCCAACAUUAAUAUUGCUACGUUAACACACUUUGGGUAUAGGUAAAGUCAGUUCUGUAACCUUCUCUAAGCUGCAGAUGUGAAAGAACAUUAAAACUCAUGCUAAUAUUCUCUGUGAGCCCUCGCUGCCUAUAUUUGAACAUGUAUUUAGAUCAUGUCUGUGUGUGUCAUAACUGCAGGAAUUGUGAUCAUAGUGGUAGAAAUGAGCAAGAUACUCUGUGUUUUUUUGGAGCUGGUGAAUGCUGGUAAGAUUUUUGCAAACAAAAAUUACACCUUAAAACUACACCACUGCAUCACAAUCACAUUAGAUAUCACCCAGUAGACAACUGUACAUUUCUCAUUCAUGAGAAAAAAACCCACAACAGAGCACAUGUUCAUUUGAAAUAUUAACAGCACAGCGUAUGUAACAAGCAUUAAAGUGAUUUGUGCAUUCUUAAUAUGUUCCAUCUCAAAAGAAUAAGUACAACAAAAUAUGAUACAAAACAAUUAAGA
This is a messenger RNA of Xyrichtys novacula (pearly razorfish), 8590 nucleotides long. The record is from the annotation of a GenBank genome assembly. Lineage: Eukaryota; Metazoa; Chordata; Actinopteri; Labriformes; Labridae.